AUGUACUCUGCCCGAUUCCAUUAUGAUAUUUGUUUUUGUUAUUCUCAUUCUCUCUCUCUCUCUCUCUAUCUCUCUCUCUCUCUCUCACUCUCACUUGCUCCUCGUCUCUCAUCUUUCUUUCUUUUAAUCGCUCUUUUUUCAUUAUUCGCUUUCUUUUUUCUCGGUCUCUCUCAGUCCUUUUUUCUCUCUCUCUCUUUCUUCCCAUUAUUCACCUUUCUUUCUUUUUUCUCUUUCAUUAUUUGUCUCUCUCGGUCCCUCUCUCUCUUUCCCCCUCUCUCUUCUUCCUCGUCUGACAUCUUUCUUUCUUUUAAUCGCUCUUUUUCAUUAUUUGCUUUCUUUUCUCGGUCUCUCUCAGUCCUUCUCUCUCUCUCUCUCUCUCUCUUUCUUCCCCCUCGUCUUUCAUCUUUCUUUCUUUUAAUCGCUCUCUUUCAUUAUUUGCUUUCUUUUCUCGGUCUCUCUCAGUCCCUCUCUCUCUUUCCCUCUCUCUUCUUCCUCUCCUUCUCUCUCUCUCUCUCUCUCUCUCUCUCUCUUUCUUCCCCCUCGUCAUUCAUCUUUCUUUCUUUUAAUCGCUCUUUUUCAUUAUUUGGUUUCUUUUCUCGGUCUCUCUCAGUCCUUCUCUCUCUCUCUCUCUCUCUCUCUCUCUCUUUCUUCCCCUCCUUUUUUCAUUAUUUGCUUUUCUUUUCUCGGUUUCUCAGUCCUUUCUCUCUCUCUCUCUUUCUUCCCCCUCGUCUUUCAUCUUUCUUUCUUUUAAUCGCUCUCUUUCAUUAUUUGCUUUUCUUUCUCUCUCUCUCGGUCUCUCUCUCUCUCUCUUUCCCUCUUUCUUCUUCCUCGUCUUUCAUCUUUCUUUCUUUUAAUCGCUCUUUUUCAUUAUUUUUUUUCUUUUCUCGGUCUCUCUCGGUCCCUCUCUCUCUCUCUCUCUCUCUCUCUCUUCUUCCUUUCGUCUCGUCUUUUCUUUCUUUUUUUCUCUCUCUCCUUUCAUUAUUAGCUUUCUUUUCUCAUCCUUCUCUCUCUCUCUCUCUCUCUCUCUCUCUUUCUUCCCCCUCGUCUUUCAUCUUUCUUUUUUCUUUUCAUUAUCGCUCUCUUUCAUUUUUUCUCUCUUCCUCUCUCUCUCGGUCCCUCUCUCUCUCCUCUCUCUCUCUCUCUUCUUCCUCGUCUGACAUCUUUUCUUUCUUUCUUUUAAUCGCUCUUUUCAUUAUUUGCUUUUUUUCUCGGUCUCUCUCAGUCCCUCUCUUCCCUCUCUCUUCUUCCUCGUCUCAUCUCAGCUUUCUUUUUCUUUCUUUUUCUGGGGUCUCUCUCAGUCCUUCUCUCUCUCUCUCUCUCUCUUCUUUCUUCCCCUCGUCUUUCAUCUUUCUUUCUUUUAUUUUCUUUAUUUUUCGCUCGGUCUCUCUCAGUUCUCUCUCUUUCCCUCUCUCUUUUUUUCGUCUGACAUCUUUCUUUCUUUUAAUCGCUCUUUUCAUUAUUUCCUUUUUUUUCUCGGUCUCUCUCCUCUCUCUCUCUCUCUCUCUCUCUCUCUCUCUUUCUUCCCCCUCUCCUUCUCUCUCUCUCUCAGUCCCUCGUCUUUCAUCUUUCUUUCUUUUAAUCGUCUCUUUCAUUAUUUCUUUCUUUUCUCGGUCUCAGUCCCUCUCUCUCUUUCCCUCUCUUUCUUUUCUAAUCUUUCUCUUUUUUCAUUAUUUGCUUUCUUUUCUCGGUCUCUCUCAGUCCUCUCUCUCUCUCUCUCUCUCUCUUUCUUUCCCCUCCUUUUCUCUUUCUUUCUCGUCUGACAUCUUUCUUUCUUUUAAUCGCUCUUUUUUCAUUAUUUGCUUUCUUUUUCUCGGUCUCUCCUUCUCUCUCUCUCUCUCUCUCUCUCUCUUUCUUCCCCCUCGUCUUUCAUCUUUCUUUCUUUUAAUCGCUCUCUUUCAUUAUUUGCUUUCUUUUCUCGGUCUCUCUCAGUCCCCUCUCUCUUUCCCUCUCUCUUCUUCCUCGUCUGACAUCUUUCUUUUCGCUCUUUCAUUAUUUUUUUCUUUUCUCGGUUUCUCGGUCCUCUCUCUCUCUCUCUCUUUUUCUCGUCUUUCAUCUUUUUUCUUUUUUAAUGCUCUCUUUCAUUGUUAUUUGUUUUCUCUCUCUCUCUCUCAGUCCUCUCUCUCUCUCUCUCUCUCUUCCCCCUCGUCUCUCAUCUUUCUUUCUUUUAAUCGCUCUUUUUCAUUAUUUGCUUUUUCUUCUUACCCCGGUCUGACAUCUUUCAGUUUCCUUUUCAUCAUUCUUUCUUUUCUCGGUCUCUCAGUCCUUCUCUGUCUCUCCCUCUUUCUUCCCCCUCGUCUUUCAUCUUUCUUUCUUUUAAUCGCUCUCUUUCAUUAUCUUUCAUUCUCUCGGUUCUCUUUCCCUCUCUCUUUUCCUCGGACAUCUUUCUUUCUUUUUAAGCUCUUUUUUCAUCCUUUCUCUUUUCUCGGUCUCUCUCAGUUCUCUCUCUCUCUCUCUCUCUCUUCUUCCUCGUCUCUCAUCUUUCUUUCUUUUAAUCGCUCUCUUUCAUUAUUUGCUUUCUUUUCUCGGUCUCUCUCAGUCCCUCUCUCUCUUUCUCUUCUUCCUCGUCUGACAUCUUUCUUUCUUUUUUCAUUAUUUGCUUUCUUUUCUCGGUCUCUCUCAGUCCUUCUCUCCUCUCUCUCUCUCUCUCUCUCUCUUUCUUCCCCCUCGUCUUUCAUCUUUCUUUCUUUUAAUCGCUCUCUUUCAUUAUUUGCUUUCUUUUCUCGGUCUCUCUCGGUCCCUCUCUCUCUUUCCCUCUCUCUUCUUCCUCGUCUGACAUCUUUCUUUCUUUUAAUCGCUCUUUUUCAUUAUUUGCUUUCUUUUCUCGGUCUCUCUCAGUCCUUCUCUCUCUCUCUCUCUCUCUCUCUCUUUCUUCCCCCUUUUAAUCGUCUUUCAUUAUUUCUUUCUUUUAAUCGGUCUCUUUUUUCUCUUUUCUUUCUCUUUCCUCUCUUUCUCUCUCUCUUUCUCUCUCUUCUCCCCUUCCAUCUUUCUUUCUUUUUAAUCGCUCUCUUUCAUUAUUUGCUUUCUUUUUUCUCUCAGUCCUCUCUCUCUCUUUAUUUCUCUCUCUUCUUCCUCCCUUUCCCUCUCUCUUCCUCGUCUGACAUCUUUCUUUCUUUUAAUCGCUCUUUUUCAUUAUUUCUUUCUUUUCUCUCUCUCUCAGUCCUCUCUCUCUCUCUCUCUCUUUCUUCCCCUCGUCUCUCAUCUUUCUUUCUUUUAAUCGCUCUUUUUCAUUAUUUGCUUUCUUUUCUCGGUCUCUCAGUCCUUCUCUCUCUCUCUCUCUCUCUCUUUCUUCCCCCUCGUCUUCCAUCUUUCUUUCUUUUAAUCGCUCUUUUCUUAUUUUCUUUUCUUUUCUUUCUCUUUCGGUCCUUCUCAGUCUCUCCUCUUCCUCGUCUGACAUCUUUCUUUCUUUUAAUUGCUCUUUUUCAUUAUUCGCUUUCUUUUCUCGGUCUCUCUCAGUCCUUCUCUCUCUCUCUCUCUCUCUUUCUUCCCCCUCUCCUUCUCUCUCUCUCUCUCUCUCUCUCUCUUUCUUCCCCUCGUCUUUCAUCUUUCUUUCUUUUAAUCGCUGUUUUUUCAUUAUUUUCUUUCUUUUCUUCUCUCAUUCCCUCUCUCUCUCUCUCUCUCUCUCUCUCUCUCUCUCUCUCUUCCUCCUCGUCUCUCAUCUUUCUUUCUUUUAAUUGUUCCUCUCUCUCUCUCUUCUUCAUCGCUCUUUUUCAUUAUAAGCUUUCUUUUCUCAGUCUCUCUCAGCCGCCCCCUCUCUCUCUUUCUCUCUCUCUCUCUCUCUCUCUUCCUCCUCCUCUCUCAUCUUUCUUUAUUUUAAUCGCUCUUUUCAUUCAUUAUUUUCGGUCUCUUUCUUUCUCUCUCUCUCUUUCUCUCUCUCUCUCUCUUUCUCUCUCUCUUCCUUUUCUCUCUUCAGUCCCUCUCUCUCUCUCUCUCUCUCUCCCUCUCUCUUCCUUCUCGUCUGCCAUCUUUCUUUCUUUUAAUCGCUGUUUUUCAUUAUUUGCUUUCUUUUCUCGGUCUCUGUCAGUCCUUCUCUCUCUCUCUCUGUCUCUCUCUCUCUCGGUCUCUCAGUCUCUUCUCUCUCUCUCGUUCUCUCAGUCUCUUCUCUCUUUCUCUUCCCUCUCUCUUUCUCUUUCUCUCUCUCUCUCAGUCUCUCAAUCUCUUUCUCUCUUUCUCUCUCUCUCUUCCUCCUCGUCUCUUAUCUUUCUUUAUUUUAAUCGCUCUUUUUCAUUAUUCGCUUUCUUUUCUCUGUCUCUCUCAGCCAAUCUCUCUCUCUCUCUCUCUCUCAGUCUCUCAGUCUCUUUCUCUCCCUCUCUCUCUCUUCCUCCUCGUCUCUCAUCUUUCUUUAUUUUAAUCGCUCUUUUUCAUUAUUCGCUUUCUUUUAUCGGUCUCUCUCAGUCUCUCUCUCAGUCUCUCUCUCUCUCUCUCUCUCUCUUUCCCUCAUUUCGUUUUUCUCCUUCCUUUUUACUUUCACUACAUUCCCACUCACCAUCUAUAUAUCUAUCAUUCUCUCUGUCUAUUGCAUCUAUUCUCUCUCUCCUCCGAUUUCCUCUGACUUUUCCAUUUUUCUCUCUUUUUCUCCUCUCUACAUUUUUCUCUCCAACUGCCAGUCUGUCUCUUUCUUAUACUUCAUUCUUUCUCUCUUUCAUUUCUCACAUUGUCUUUAAUUCAGAGCCUGUCAUUUUGUAG
Acanthosepion pharaonis is the source of this 4683-nucleotide messenger RNA. NCBI's taxonomy places the organism in Eukaryota, Metazoa, Mollusca, Cephalopoda, Sepiida, Sepiidae. The record is from the annotation of a GenBank genome assembly.